Cooperia oncophora is the source of this 186-nucleotide messenger RNA. The record is from the annotation of a GenBank genome assembly. NCBI's taxonomy places the organism in Eukaryota, Metazoa, Nematoda, Chromadorea, Rhabditida, Trichostrongylidae.
AUGUCGCUAAAGAAGUUAAUCGACGUGUCCACUCUAUCUCAACUACUCAAGAAAAAUAUCAUCAACAAUGAAGGUGUCCGUCUUCUUGACUGCACAUAUGUCGUUAGUGAUAAGCCUGACUGGAAGAUGUUCAAGAAGGAAUAUUAUGGAAAUUUCAAGAAGAUUGCUUCCCGGCCGUGUAUGUAA